Amblyraja radiata (thorny skate) is the source of this 726-nucleotide messenger RNA. RefSeq lists its product as uncharacterized. The transcript has 3 exons. Bases 1 to 726 code for a protein of 241 amino acids. The record is from RefSeq and is a predicted model, not a curated record. Lineage: Eukaryota; Metazoa; Chordata; Chondrichthyes; Rajiformes; Rajidae.
AUGACGGAUGCUGAGAGGUUUUCUGAAUGGAAGGCUCUGUGGAUUGGUUGUCCCCAGCCUCUUGCUUCUUGUCUAACGGCAAACACAUCCCUGAUCCAAUCCCCAGGAGCUCUGGUGGUGCGUGAAGGUGAAACAGUGGAGAUACGGUGUGUCCUGAACAGCACCAAUGUGUAUGACAUUGUGAAAUCAUUCCACGUUUACUGGUACAACUCACGUAAUGGAAAAAUCAAACUUAGUCUUCAUGUCGAUGGCGUCAUUUACAGGUCACCGGGCUUCUCCGAUCGAUUUCAGCUUUCCAGGAACAACACCAGUAACAGCUACUCACUGACCAUCAGAGAGGUGAAGAUUAACGACUCUGCUAAUUACAUCUGUGGCCUUUGGGGGAAUUUAUUUGGAGAUGGAACCAAGCUGAAUGUAACCAUUGCAAAUCCUCCGAUCCUGAUCCAAUUCCCGAGGCUGGAGCGUGUCACUGAGGGUCACACGGCACGGUUACAUUGCUCCAUGGAGAACGCUGAAGUGGGAAACACUGAUGUUCACUGGUACCGAGAACUACCCGGGCAGGACAUGGAGUGGGUUUUAACACACGAGGCAGGAGGCAGCGUACGAAGGAGACCAGGCUUCACUGAGCGGUUCCAGCCGUUCAAAGAUGCCUCCAACAGCAGCUUCAUCCUGACGGUCACAAACGUGACGCUCAAUGACUCUGCCGUCUAUUACUGCACAGUGUGA